Cuscuta campestris is the source of this 2255-nucleotide messenger RNA. NCBI's taxonomy places the organism in Eukaryota, Viridiplantae, Streptophyta, Magnoliopsida, Solanales, Convolvulaceae. The record is from the annotation of a GenBank genome assembly.
AGGCUCGUGAUCGUUGAAGUCUUCCCUCGGGUUUGUGGAGAUCAGGUUCAAAUCAAAGAUUAGGGUUUUGAAGGGUUUGAAGAUCAGUUCUGCCACCGUCAUAGUUUCCGCUGCAGAAUACAGUCUGUACUGUCUUGUGAACAGUAACUGCGCCGCCGUUGUGAACAGUCGCUGCUUCUAGGGUUUUGUUUAGCCGCCGCUGCCAAGGUUAGUUCGUUAUUGGUUUUUUCAAUCUCAGAUCACUUUUUCAGCCGUGUAUGGAAACAAUGGCAGAUGAAAAGAUAAAGAUUGAAAAGUUUGAUGGAAGUGAUUUUGGGUUUUGGAAGAUGCAAAUCGAGGAUGUUCUUUAUCAGAAAGACUUAUACCAAACGUUAUCGGGAGAAAAGCCAGAAAAAAUGAGUGAUGCAGAUUGGGCGAUUUUGGACAGGAAAGCUUUGGGAGUGGUUAGACGGUUGGUUAACACCAGAAUGAGGGAGGGUGCUUCAGUUACCAUUCACAUCAACCAGUUUAAUUCGGUCAUAACUCGGUUAGGAUCAGUUGCAAUUAAGUUUGAUGAUGAACUUCAGGCGUUGCUGCUUUUAUCUUCUUUGCCUGACAGUUGGUCUGGAACAGUGACUGCAGUUAGUAGUGCAUCUGGUACUACUAAGUUUACUUUUGAAGGAAUUCGGGACUUGAUUCUAGAGGAAGAAGGAAUGAAAGAGGAAGCAACCGUGGUAGAGGCAAGAGUCAGUCCAAGCAUCGGGAAGGAAUUGUCUGUUGGGAUUGCAAACAGACGAGACAUUUUAGAACAAAACAGCAUGAAGAUGAUGAAGAAUCUGAAGAUUGGGGACUUUGGUAAGGUACGACUUGGUAACGAUGAAAUUCUGGAUGUAACGGGCAUGGGGGAUAUUGACUUGAAAACUUCAAUUGGAGCCACUUGGACUUUGAAAAACGUCAGAGUCAUUCCAAGCUUGAAGAGGAUGCUUAUCUCAGUUGGGCAGUUGGAUGAUUCGGGUCUUGAUGUUAAAUUUGGUGGUGGACAGUGGAAGGUGGUCAAAGGAAAUCUUGUUGUUGCUUGUGGAAAGAAAAGGGGCUCGUUAUAUAUGGUCGAGAUACCUCCAGAAGGAGCAAGUCCAGUUUUUGUAAAAGAAAAGGUCCGGUUCAAAGAAUCUCGUGUGCUAAAGAGGGUUACCUUUGCAAAGGAGAAACUCAGAGAAAGAGUGCAAAUUCAAGAUGAAUUAGCUUGGAAGGUUCAACAAGUCAGGGAAUUUUGUGACAGUGGGAGCACAUGUCGUGCUUCAGUCCCAAUCCGACAGUGGGUUAGGAAAACUAGUAUUCCGGCGUUGAAUGUUUCUCCUGUUAAUAAUUUGCUUGGUUUGGAGAAUGUAGGUUCUCAGUUUGUCUUAGAAGCAAGGAGAGUGAUAGAUGUGUCACACUCGGAGCUAGCAGAGAAAGAGAACGAGUUACGGGUUGUGACUGAUGAGUUGAAGCUCAGUGGGAGCUUCAACGGGCCUUUAAAUAAUUGAAGAGAAGGCCAAGGGGAAAAUGAGGAUUACAAGAGUUACGGAUGAUGAAGACUAAGGGGCGUUGUUUGAGCCUCCAAGUGGGAGAUUGUUGGGCGAAUUGAGUGUGGAGGCUCGACCAGGAAGGGCAGCCGGCCCUAGUCUUGGUUCGACCCAUAUGGCAGUAAAUUAGGUUUUUAAUUUAGCCGGUCCUAAUUCUCUAUGUGGGCUUGGGCCUAACUUGGGGAUUAAGUUUUCAACCCUAGUUUAGUCUUCAUAAAUAGGGAUCUCUGUACUUGCAAUUCUGUUUCCUAAUUUCAUGAGAUGGAUGCAUGUAUGUCUCACUUUUUCCAUUUUUUUGUAGCGUCAAUGGCGGCCAGAUAUAUAGAUUGUGAAAUGUCUGAGAAGCUCCGUACAAGAUUGUGUGAUAACUUGCAGAAUAUUAAUCAAAUAUUUUCACAAAGAUCUGUAGAUGAAAGAGUUUUUUUCUUGAACAGUGCAAAUGAUGUAUUAGAAGCUUUCUCUUGAGAUAAGAGAUUGAUAUUGAUCAAUGAACGAUUCAGUGCCAAACGUGUGAGAAAAACCAAGUAAGUAACUUUUUGAGUGUAUAACUAUUUAUUGAGUUAAAGCUGUACAAGAUUUUGAUUAUGUUUGACUAACUUUUAUAUUUCAGGCCAUCAUCAUCAAUAUUGCGUCUUCUAAGAAUCAAGAGCAAAGUAGUGGCUCCAUCAGAACUUGCAACAGAGCUUUCAAAAACAAAAGCUACACUUGCUG